This is a messenger RNA of Xyrauchen texanus (razorback sucker), 312 nucleotides long. RefSeq names its product sodium-dependent phosphate transport protein 2A-like. Gene Ontology annotation, cellular component: brush border; apical plasma membrane; vesicle. Gene Ontology annotation, biological process: intracellular phosphate ion homeostasis; sodium-dependent phosphate transport. The record is from RefSeq and is a predicted model, not a curated record. Lineage: Eukaryota; Metazoa; Chordata; Actinopteri; Cypriniformes; Catostomidae. The transcript is spliced from 3 exons. Gene Ontology annotation, molecular function: sodium:phosphate symporter activity. Bases 1 to 312 code for a protein of 103 amino acids.
AUGAACAAUGGCUCUCAUCUAUUUGUUGAUAACCAAUUGUCUGAUCUGGCUGUGGAGUUGAUUAUGCUGGCUUCCUCGCUGCUGGAGCUCUGUUCCUGUCUCCGGCUGCUGAUUAAGAUACUGAACUCCCUUCUUCAGGGCCAAGUGGCCAAAGCCAUUCAGAAAAUAAUUUGCAUAGGUAUUGGAGUGAUACGUAUUGAGUGUGCCAACCCUCUGACACAGGGCUCCAAUAUUGGGACGACUACUACAGCCCUCUUAACCGUAUUAGCUAGCCCAGGAGACAAGUUAGCUGCUGCCUUUCAGUUAACUUAA